Molecule: messenger RNA, 2413 nt
Organism: Trematomus bernacchii (emerald rockcod)
Lineage: Eukaryota; Metazoa; Chordata; Actinopteri; Perciformes; Nototheniidae
Product: actin cytoskeleton-regulatory complex protein pan1-like
Exons: 7
Coding region: 100-2325 (741 amino acids)
Molecular function (GO): signaling receptor activity
Source: RefSeq, a predicted model, not a curated record
CACACACACACACACACCGUCACUGCAACAGUUUCUAUACGUUACACUCACUUAUAGAGCGUUGUGCAGCACAUUAAAGUUUUUUUUUGUUAUCAAAGGAUGUUCAAGUUGGUGCUGCUGUUCCUGGCGCUGUCGGGCCUCCAGGCUCUUCCUCUUGCUAGACGGUUGCAGAAGACACCUUCAACCUACCAGCUUCCUGAUGGCUUUCGACAGGGAACCGAACUUUUCGACAUGCGUGAACCAGUUUCUGACUUCAGACAAGGUACCGAACCCUCCAGGAGAUUCAUCGUGGACCUGAACACCGGUCUGCUGCAAGAACACAUGAGCAAGGUGGACAGGAGAGACGCUUUCACCCGUCCUCUAGGAAAAGGAUUAGGAGAGAUGGAGGGAAGUCACCUGCUGGCAAAUGAGGUCCCUGAAGAUGUUCCAGCCCAGAAGAACGUUGGUGGUGCUGGUUGGGUCCGGGUGGAGAAACCCUCUGAUCCUCGUCUCCCAGAUGGUUUCAGACAGGGAACCGAACCCAUGAUGUCUCUUCCAGAUGACUUUAGGCAGGGAACUGAACCCAUGAUGUCUCUUCCAGAUGACUUUAGGCAGGGAACUGAACCCAUGAUGUCUCUUCCAGAUGACUUUAGGCAGGGAACUGAACCUAUUCAUACGGUCCCAGAGAGUUUUAGGGAGGAGAUUCAAUCUAUGAGGUCCAUCCAUGAGGGUCUUAGGCAGGGAACCGAACCUAUUCAUAUGGUCCCAGACGGCUUUGGGCAGGAGAUUCAAUCUAAGAUGUCCAUCCCAGAUGGUUUCAGACAGGGAACUGAACCGAUGAUGUCCAUCCCAGAUGGUUUCAGACAGGGAACUGAACCUAUGAUGUCAAUCCCAGAAGGUUUCAGACAGGGAACUGAACCGAUGAUGUCCAUCCCAGAUGGUUUCAGACAGGGAACUGAACCGAUGAUGUCCAUCCCAGAUGGUUUCAGACAGGGAACCGAACCUAUGAUGUCCAUCCCAGAAGACUUGAGCCAGGGAACAGAACCUAUUCAUACGGCCCCAGAGAGUUUUAGGGAGGAGAUUCAAUCUAUGAUGUCCAUCCAUGAGGGCUUUAGGCAGGAAACUGAACCUAUGAUGUCCAUCCCAGAGGGUUUUAGGCAGGGAACCGAACCUAUGAUGUCAAUCCCAGAAGGUUUUAGACAGGGAACCGAACCUAUGAUGUCAAUCCCAGAAGGUUUUAGACAGGGAACCGAACCUAUGAUGUCAAUCCCAGAAGACUUGAGCCAGGGAACAGAACCUAUUCAUAUGGUCCCAGACGGCUUUGGGCAGGAAAUUAAAUCGAUGAGGUCCAUCCCAGAUGGUUUCAGACAGGGAACCGAACCUAUGAUGUCAAUCCCAGAUGGUUUCAGACAGGGAACCGAACCCAUGAUGUCAAUCCCAGAAGAUUUGAGCCAGGCAACAGAACCUAUUCAUACGGCCCCAGAGAGUUUUAGGGAGGAGAUUAAAUCUAAGAUGUCAAUCCCAGAAGGUUUUAGACAGGGAACCGAACCUAUGAUGUCAAUCCCAGAUGGUUUCAGGCAGGGAACUGAACCUAUUCAAAUGGCCCCAGAGAGUUUUAGGGAGGAGAUUCAAUCUAUGAUGUCAAUCCCAGAUAGUUUUAGGCAGGAAACCGAACCUAUUCAUAUGGUCCCAGACAGCUCUUGGCAGGAAAUGAAAUCUAUGAUGUCCGUCCACGAGGGCUUCAGGCAGGGAACCGAACCUAUGAUGUCCAUGCCAGAAGGCUUUAGGCAGGGAACCGAACCUAUGAUGUCCAUCCCAGAAGGCUUUAGGCAGGGAACCGAACCUUUGAUCCCAGAAGGUUUCAGACAGGGAACCGAACCUUUGAUCCCAGAAGGUUUCAGGCAGGAAACUGAACACUCCACCCCCGAGCUCCAGACAAAGACAGUGGCAUGUAAGGGGGACAUCAUCAAUGGGAACUGUUAUGAGUUCAAUCCCACACCGCUGACCUUCCAAGAUGCUCAGGCCAAAUGCAGAUCUCUUGCCCCAAAUGCUGAGCUUGCAUCUGUAACAACCGGAGAUCUGCAUUCACGCCUGGUUUCUCUCUCGACAAACGGUGGUGAAAACAACCCAGUGUUGACGUGGCUAGGAGGCACGGUCAAGAACCAGAAGGCAUCAUGGGUAGACGGGUCGGACUGGAGUUACAGCGACUGGAUGCCCGGACACCCCAACAUCCACACUGAUAAACCAGUGUGUGUGGAGAUGUUCAAGAUAGAUGAGAGCUGGUGGACGGCGGCUGACUGUGACCUGAAGAGAGCGUCCAUCUGCUCAUACCAGAUCACUGCAUGAAAACCACAAAGAAACAACCGUUUUUAACAAUCUAACAGACAAAUAUGUUUCCAUCGUCUGCAUCUGUUGAAUAAAACAUGGCAUUUUA